UCAGCUCAGGGGUGAUGACCCGGGUUGCGGCAGCUGCCUCUGGAGAUCUCUUCGAAAGGCGUCUCUAGGGGCUUUGGGGAAAUGCGGCCUGCCCCGUUUCCAGCACAGCGUGAUUUGCACAGGAGGAACCCUAACCUGAGGGGGCUUCUCGGCAGCGGCGCACUUUGCAGACGCUCCCUGGCGCCGGCGGGCAGGCACAGGCAGCUAGCCGGAGCACGCAUGCGCACUGGCCUUUGCGCCCGCCGUAGCUUGCGCCGGAUUUAAAGGGGCCGCGGCGGCGCUGCUGGGGGGCUGCGGGGGGGAGGGAUGUCUCGCCGCGGGGCGAAGGAGGAGCACCAGCGGCACUACACGGUCAGCGACCCCCGGAGCCACCCCAAGGGCCACACCGAGUACAAAGUGACCGCCAAGUUUGUCUCAAAGGCGGAUCCGGAAGAUGCCAAAGAGAUCGUGGUCUGGAAGCGAUACAGCGACUUCAAGAAGCUGCACGGAGAGCUGGCCUACAUCCACCGGAACCUCUUCCGGCGCCUGGAGGAUUUCCCCUCUUUCCCCAAGGCCCAGGUCUUUGGCCGAUUUGAGCCGGAAGUGAUCGAGGAGCGGAGGAAGGCGGCGGAGGCCAUGCUGCGCUUCACGGCCCACAUUCCGGCCUUGAACAACAGCCCGCAGCUGAAGGAGUUCUUCCGGGGUGGGGAGGGGAGGCGGCCCCCGGAAACCACCGGCCCGGCGCCACCUCUGCCCCCCCCUCUGAUCCCGGUGCCACUGGAAGGAGUCGAGCCUGGGGAGGAUGCUCUGGGCUCCAUGGCCGAGCACACACUCCUGGCCCCCGAGAGGAAGCCGGAGGCAGCAAGGAAGGUGUGUCUGCUGGAGCCCCAAGCGCAGGACGGAGCGCUGAUGGGUCCCCUGGACACUGGAGGCUCCUCCUCUCCGCCCGCCCAGUGUGAUGACGACGAAGCUCUGGACGCCCUCUUCGCUGCCUCCGCCGCUGGGGAGGAGGAGGAGGAGGAGGAGGGAGGAGGCCGCGGAGGGGGGGCAGAGGCGGGUUCUCCCUCUCGCAGCCUCCUGUCGGUCCAGGAGUUGGCGCUCUUCGACCCCUUCACGAAGGAAGGCUCCGGUGCAGGCGGCCUCUCCCACUGGGAAGAACUGGCAGCACCCCCUCCUCCGGGGGGAGCAGAGGCAGUGCAGGCAGGAGGAGCCACUGCCGCCCCCACGGACCCCCCCGGGGCCUACCUGGCUCGGGCCACAGAGCGCAUCCGACAGGCCUUGCAGAGCGAAGCCGCUGAGGACUACCAGGGGGCUCUCUGGGGCUACCGCAGCGGCGUGGACUUGCUGCUGCAGGGGCUGCAAGGGGACCCGGAUGUGCUCCGCAGGGAAGCGGUGAAGAAGAAGACCGCAGAGUACUUGCAGCGGGCAGAGGAGAUCUUCCAGCAACACGUGAGGCACCUGCAGCCAUGAGCGGGGCUUCUGGGCACCCCCCCGCCUGUCUCCUGUGACCCCCCCCAGGUGUGGACUGAGCUCCUGCCUUCCAACGGGACCAACCUGCGACCAGCCAGCCUGCCUUCUCCGUGGCCAGAGGCCUCAUCCUGCCAUGCUCUGGCUGCUCAACUUCACCACCCCCCACUGCACUUUUGUUCUGGGGGGGGAAGCAUUGAAUCUGCACUAUAAAAAGAUGUGUUUGCAAA
Hemicordylus capensis (graceful crag lizard) is the source of this 1676-nucleotide messenger RNA. RefSeq names its product sorting nexin 15 (gene SNX15). Gene Ontology annotation, molecular function: phosphatidylinositol binding. The record is from RefSeq and is a predicted model, not a curated record. Lineage: Eukaryota; Metazoa; Chordata; Lepidosauria; Squamata; Cordylidae. The transcript is spliced from 8 exons. Bases 307 to 1449 code for a protein of 380 amino acids.